AUGGCGUAUGACCACUACGCUGCCAUCUGUGACCCAUUGCGUUACAUGGAGACCAUGAGCAAAGGGAUCUGUGUUCUGCUGGUGAGUGGUGCAUGGGUAAUAGGCUUCAUAAAUGCCCAGCUUAACACAGAUUUCACCCUCAGGUUGCACAUAUGUGGCCCCAAUCAGAUCAGCCAUUUCAGCUGUGAGCUCCCUCCCCUAUUGCAUCUGUCCUGCACUAAUAUCUUCACCAAUCAAGUGGUGCUUCUCACUUCUGUUGUGAUACUUGGAUCAAGCUCCUUCCUCUUCACCCUGAUCUCCUACAUUCACUUCAUCGCCACUAUCCUGAGGAUAUGCUUGGCGCAGGGCAGGCGUAAAGCCUUCUCCACCUGCAGCUCCCACUUGAUUGUGGUUGGUUUAUGGUACCUGACAGGUUCUUUCCAGUACACAAAACCCAGCUCAGUCUCCUCUGUGGCUCUGGAUGAAAUGUUCUCCAUUCAAUAUAACAUCUUGACUCCAAUGUUAAACCCCAUUAUCUACAGCCUGAAAAACAAGGAGGUGAAAAGAGCACUAGGGAAAAUAUUGUGGACUUGGAAGUUUCUCAAGUAG
Messenger RNA from Mauremys mutica (yellowpond turtle), 588 nucleotides. RefSeq names its product olfactory receptor 5V1-like. The transcript has a single exon. Gene Ontology annotation, cellular component: membrane. The coding region runs from base 1 to 588 and encodes 195 amino acids. The record is from RefSeq and is a predicted model, not a curated record. Gene Ontology annotation, biological process: G protein-coupled receptor signaling pathway. Gene Ontology annotation, molecular function: olfactory receptor activity. NCBI's taxonomy places the organism in Eukaryota, Metazoa, Chordata, Testudines, Geoemydidae.